AUGUUUGAGUGUUCGAGGGGCCGGUCAUGCUGCACAUGCAGUGACGUGGCUCUGCGAAUCAUGCACCUGACUGCUUGGGCUGCUUAUAAAUCGCCGUUGCCGAUGUUGUUGUCAAAUAUCAGAAUGAAGACGUUGCUGAUUUUCUGUCUCGGUGUUGCUGUUGUCGGUGCUGACGUUGCCUCGCACAUUGUCGGAGGCUCGGAGGCAGGGCCUAACACGUGGAAAUGGCAGGGUUCGCUCAGGAAGCUCCGAUCGUCAGGGGAGAUAACUCACACCUGUGGCUGCUCUCUGCUGAACUCCCGGUGGGCGUUGACUGCCGCCCAUUGCGUGGAUGACUCCAGCUUGGGCGUCGGUGACUACGAGGUGGUGUUUGGAGCUCACAGUCUCGCUAGCAACACCGGCUUUGACCAGACAGUUGGAGUCACCAGGUUCGUCAUCCACCCGGGGUGGAAUCCCAACCAGUCUGGUUUCCCCAACGACAUCGCACUGAUCCAGUUCAACACCGACGUCGUCAUGAACUCUGCCAUCCAGCCCGCCAACCUCAUCGACAACAACGACGACUUCGCCGGGGAGAGCAACUGCUUCAUCACAGGAUGGGGAAAAACCAAUGGAAUUAACGCUGGCUUGCCUGACAAACUGCAAGAGGCUCCCACCAACGUCAUCUCGUACAGUGAUUGCCGCAGUCGCAUCGGCAGUGCUGUCAGAUCCGACCACAUCUGUGCCUUCGACUUCAAUGGCGUGACUGGAGGUUGUAACGGAGACAGCGGGGGACCCCUUGUAUGUCAAAAGAGCGGAAGUAACCAGUUCACCCUUUUGGGUGCUGCAUCAUGGGUGAUCACUGGUUGCGUCACUUCCUACCCGACGGUGUAUGCACGCGCUUCCAGCUAUCGUGACUGGAUCAGAAGCGAAUCUGGAAUUUAAAUCACUGCAAUGUGAAGGAAAUAAAAUACAACGUUUAA
Molecule: messenger RNA, 959 nt
Organism: Haliotis rufescens (red abalone)
Lineage: Eukaryota; Metazoa; Mollusca; Gastropoda; Lepetellida; Haliotidae
Product: elastase-1-like
Exons: 6
Coding region: 1-921 (306 amino acids)
Biological process (GO): proteolysis
Molecular function (GO): serine-type endopeptidase activity
Source: RefSeq, a predicted model, not a curated record